Messenger RNA from Myodes glareolus (Bank vole), 842 nucleotides. RefSeq names its product calcitonin gene-related peptide 1. The record is from RefSeq and is a predicted model, not a curated record. Gene Ontology annotation, biological process: adenylate cyclase-activating G protein-coupled receptor signaling pathway; regulation of cytosolic calcium ion concentration. Lineage: Eukaryota; Metazoa; Chordata; Mammalia; Rodentia; Cricetidae. Gene Ontology annotation, molecular function: hormone activity; calcitonin receptor binding. Gene Ontology annotation, cellular component: extracellular region.
CCCGACUCACCGCGGCGGGAAUAAAAGCAGCUGCCGGCACUGGGAGGCACCGGAGCCACUGCCCAGCUCAGGAGUCACCGCACCGCAACUUCCGCCCGGCCCUAGCAGGACCCUGCAGUCUCUGCUCCAAGCCACCGUUUGCCAGGGAGGUGUCAUGGGCUUUCUGAAGUUCUCCCCGUUCCUGGUUGUCAGCAUCUUGCUCCUGUACCAAGCAGGCAGUCUCCACGCAGUGCCUUUCGGGUCAACCUUGGAAAGCAGCCCAGGCAUGGCCACUCUCAGUGAAGAGGAAGCUCGCCUGCUGGCUGCCCUGGUGCAGGACUAUGUGCAGAUGAAAGCCAGGGAGCUGGAGCAGGAAGAGGAGCAGGAGGCUGAGGGUUCCAGCCUGGACAGCCCCAGAUCUAAGCGGUGUGGGAAUCUGAGUACCUGCAUGCUGGGCACAUACACACAGGACCUCAACAAGUUUCACACCUUCCCCCAAACUGCAAUUGGGGUUGGAGCACCUGGCAAGAAAAGGGAUGUGGCCAAGGACCUGGAGAUACACCAUCACACCCAUUUUGGCAACUAAGCUUCUCCUCUCCUUUCUGAUUUCUCUUUGCUUUCUUCCUAUAAUUUGAUGUAUGUAGUUCCUCUCUGGUUGCUCUCCGGGCUAUUACUGGUUGCUUUCCUGAGGCAAAGGAUGAUAUCUGGAAUCCCCAGUGGGUGAGGAGAAAGGAGGAGUCACAGGCUGAAAGGGAAUCACCCAGGAAGACAGUAGAGAGCAAGGGCUGGCCUCUGGCUUCCUAGCAGAGCUUCUCAGUCUUGCUUCUGAAAGUGUUGGUCAUUCGGGAAAUAAAAUUAUUUUU